Messenger RNA from Drosophila hydei, 468 nucleotides. RefSeq names its product extensin. The transcript is spliced from 2 exons. Lineage: Eukaryota; Metazoa; Arthropoda; Insecta; Diptera; Drosophilidae. The record is from RefSeq and is a predicted model, not a curated record. Bases 1 to 468 code for a protein of 155 amino acids.
AUGGACAGCAAUGCCAGCGAGUCUAGAAUUAACGCAUUCCUUAGCCUCGCACUGGUGGCUUGCACGCUGGCCCUGGCCGUUGCGGACGUCUCGCAUUUGCCGCUGCAGCAGCUGGAGGGGGAGCAUGGCUACGGCUAUGAUUAUCCCAAGCCUGUGGUGCCCUUUGUAAUAGCCAGUACCACCACGCCUGCGCCCACACCAGCGCCCACUUAUCUGCCACCACCACCACCGACGCCAGUGCCCACCUAUCUGCCACCUCCGCCGGUGACAACCACAACCACAACGACAACCACCACGACACCAGCACCGAAACCAGCGCCCACCUACUUGCCACCACCAAAACCCACCACAACAACCACCACAACACCAGCACCCACGCCUGCACCCACCUAUCUGCCACCCAUCAUUGUGCCAGACCCAGAGCCGGGCUACCACUACGAUGCACCAGCCGAGCCCUUCCUAUUCUAA